Messenger RNA from Emiliania huxleyi CCMP1516, 305 nucleotides. RefSeq lists its product as hypothetical. Gene Ontology annotation, molecular function: acetyl-CoA transmembrane transporter activity. The annotation marks the transcript as partial. The record is from RefSeq and is a predicted model, not a curated record. NCBI's taxonomy places the organism in Eukaryota, Haptophyta, Isochrysidales, Noelaerhabdaceae. The transcript has a single exon. Gene Ontology annotation, cellular component: membrane.
AUGGCGCCUGUCGCGCCCUCGCUGCAUCAUGCUCCGCCGCCCACACUCGAAGGCGGCCAGCUCGAGAACCCGACCGGCAAGCUGUGCCUCCUCACGGCGCUGUACGCAGUCCAGGGCGUGCCGUUUGCUCUGAUCAUCGGUACUCUCCCCACCCUGUUUGCCACGAGCGUCUCCGACGCCCGCAUCGGCGUGCUCAGUCUCGGAGCGUGGCCAUUUGCGCUCAAGGCGCUCUUCGCGCCUCUGGUGGACUCUUACUUCAGCCGGAAGGCCUGGGUCAUCCCGUGCACGCUCGCCAGCGGCGCCCU